Anopheles merus is the source of this 1473-nucleotide messenger RNA. Its product is annotated as proton channel OtopLc-like. The coding region runs from base 124 to 1368 and encodes 414 amino acids. Gene Ontology annotation, biological process: proton transmembrane transport. The transcript is spliced from 6 exons. The record is from RefSeq and is a predicted model, not a curated record. Gene Ontology annotation, molecular function: proton channel activity. Gene Ontology annotation, cellular component: membrane. Lineage: Eukaryota; Metazoa; Arthropoda; Insecta; Diptera; Culicidae.
CGAUUGGCAGCGACCGCCCCCUUUGGACUGGAGGUUGGCGGGGCGGUGGGAUUCCAGCGUUUUGGGCUGCACCGGCGGCCGUAUUUGCCGUUCACCUUCGCCGAGGGCAACACCGCAACGGAUAUGCCGGGCGCGGCAACUUCAAGUGUCCAUCCACCGCCGGAUGAGCGGGAGCCGGCGGCAGCUCGCGACUACGCUCGCGAUAACUCCGCGGCGAGCUCGGCCCGACCGUCACCUCACCAGAGCCGGCGCGGCACGCUCGACAGCGUGGAGCUGGUCGAGCGGUACCACUUUGCGAAGAACCCAAACAGGAGCGGAUCCCAUUCGCCCAGCCUGUACGAGUCGAGGCGGCGCCUGUCGAGCUUCGGCGCCCAGAAGCGCGCCUUUCUCGAGCUGAUACGCAAGCAGGGCAGCCGGCUGUCGCUCGCCCGCAAGUUCUCGGAGGUGUCGAACAAGACGGACGAGCUGAGCCGCGAGCAUCGGAAGCAGCAGCGGGACAGCAUCCUUGCGAGGAACCAGCUCGGGCUGGCCCUGUCCGCCCUGUACGCAAAGCUGCUGAUAGUGAUGGGCAUCACGCUCCCGCUGACCGAGCUGGUGGCGCGCGAAGCACCGCCAAACUUCCACCAGCCCUUCUACCUCUACCUGUACGGGGUGUCGAUCCUGUUCUGCAGCUUUCUGUUCGUGGCGCGCUGGCGCCGCGCCGCCCAGCUUGAGUUCCUGUCCCAGUGUCCAGCAGGUGCGGACAGGUCUGGAUCAGGCGGGCCGGCCCGGCCGGCCCCAACACCGCACAGUGGCUCGUUCUACCUGCGCAUCGGGGCGAUUGCGUUCGGCAUCGGCAGCCUGGUCUACUCUGCCCUAGAUUUUGGCCAGUACUUCGAGCUCGACGCGAACGAUGGGUGUCGCAAUUUCCUGGUCGCCCUGAUGCCCGCCGCCCGGAUGCUGCUGUGCGUGGUCCAGAUGCAGUUCAUCAUCGUGAGCGGGCAGGACUUCGGGCUCGCCCGGCACGCGUUCGUCUCCCGCUUCGGUCUGAUGCACAUGCUGGCGACGAACGUGUGCGAGUGGCUGUACGUGCUGGUCGAGGAGGCGAAGCAUGAAAUCGUGCCCAUCGACCACAGCCUGCAGCCAAACCGGACCGACCACCACCACCACCAGGAUGACCCAGGAUCAAAGGAACCGUGCCGCAGCACGCACAUCAUGAGCACGCUCGUCCACAAUGCCGCCCCGUUCCUCUUCCCCUGCACCAUCGAGUACUCGCUGAUCUGUGCGCUGACGCUGUACGAGCUGUGGCGCGCGCUGAACCGCACGCUGUCGGCGACGGCGCCGGCCCGCGCAAACCAUCCGCCGCCGCGCCCGACCGCCGCACGGUGACCGGGCGGCCCGCCAACCGCCUCUCGAUCGACUGCUCGAGCGCGCAGCGCGGCCUGUUCGGCGGCAUCGUCACGCUCGUGCUCACGCUGAUCGUGCUGAUCAUGU